Molecule: messenger RNA, 1705 nt
Organism: Pseudogymnoascus destructans
Lineage: Eukaryota; Fungi; Ascomycota; Leotiomycetes; Thelebolales; Thelebolaceae
Gene: RO4
Product: Actin-like protein
Exons: 4
Coding region: 208-1350 (380 amino acids)
Source: RefSeq, a predicted model, not a curated record
UCCCCAACUUCGCGUUUCCAGACCCUGGCGAAGAAGGCCAACGGACACCGAACAACCCAAAAAAUUCAAACAAAACACCCAACUCUCAUUCCUCACGACUACCCUCGUCGCCUCACACGUACAUGCAGUCUUAGCUGACUUUGAACACACCCGCUGCGCCUCUGACCUCCCAUCUUUCACCUCGGGCCAGGUUGCCAUCCACACAAGAUGGGGGACACCACCCUUCACAACGCGCCGAUCGUGCUUGACAACGGUUCAGGCACCAUUCGCGCGGGUUUCGCUGGCGAGGAUCUUCCCAAAUGUUUCUUCCCGUCCUUUGUUGGGAGGCCGAAGCACCUGCGCGUGCUGGCGGGCGCACUGGAGGGGGACGUGUUCAUCGGGACGCGGGCACAGGAGUUGCGCGGGCUGCUGAAGAUCCGGUAUCCGCUGGAGCACGGCAUCGUGACGGACUGGGAUGACAUGGUGAAGAUCUGGGAAUGGGUUUACGGGGACGGCCUAAAAACACUAAGUGAAGAUCAUCCAGUGCUCCUGACAGAGCCACCGCUCAACCCAAGAAGUAACCGCGACACAGCCGCCCAGAUUCUUUUCGAGACCUUCAAUGUCCCCGCUCUACAUACCUCGAUCCAGGCAGUGCUCUCGCUGUACGCGUCCGGGCGCACGACAGGCAUCGUUCUCGACUCUGGCGACGGAGUCUCACACGCCGUGCCCGUGUACGAGGGGUUCGCAAUGCCAAGCGCGAUUCGGCGUAUCGAUGUCGCGGGUCGCGACGUCACGGAGCAUAUGCAAAUGUUGUUAAGGAAGGGGGGCCAUGUGUUCCACACCAGUGCCGAGAAGGAGGUUGUGCGGUUGAUCAAGGAGAAGCUAAGCUAUGUGUCGCUGGACCCAAAGGACGAGGAGAGGGGCUGGGGUGUGAGGAAGACUACGGACAAUAUGAUGGUCGACUACGUGCUGCCGGAUGGGAAUAAAUUGAAGGUCGGAGCUGAGCGCUUCCGCGCCCCCGAAAUCCUCUUCAACCCCGAGAUUAUCGGGCUCGAGUACCCUGGUGUGCACCAGAUCGUCGUCGACUCCAUAAACCGCACCGAUCUCGACCUGCGCAAGUCGCUAUUCGGCAACAUUGUGCUCUCGGGCGGCACCACGAUGACCAAGGGGUUCGGUGACCGCCUGCUCUUCGAGGUCCAGCGCCUCGCCGUCAAGGAUAUGCGGAUCAAGAUCUUUGCGCCGCCGGAGCGGAAGUACUCUACGUGGAUUGGAGGCAGUAUUUUGGCGGGGCUGAGCACGUUUAGGAAGAUGUGGGUGAGCAUUAACGACUGGCAUGAGAAUCCGGACAUCAUCCACACCAAGUUUGCGUAGAUGAAUGGAUGGGCGGCGGAUCGUCCAACCAGUAUCUAGGUGUAUGGGAAAAUGAGAGAAGGGCGGCGCGCAAGCGGCUGAAACGCGUAUAAUUUGUCUUCUUGCAAUGUCCCGCCGUAUUAACCAACCUACUAGCAUGCGUGGCUACUAUGCGGCAGCUACUCGACUACCGAGAUGAAGGAGAGGGGUAGGGAAUGGGGUUAUGCGUAGUAUUAAACGGCGUGUAAGGGCGUAAGUAGAGCAGUCCUGUCGCCACAGUUGGCGGAGAGAACUGGAGAGAAAGGCAAGCGGCAAGAUGUAGUGUAGUGAGGAAUGUACAUGAUACCCAGUUAGCCAGGAGAACCUUACUCGAACG